Epinephelus moara (kelp grouper) is the source of this 1679-nucleotide messenger RNA. Its product is annotated as ALK and LTK ligand 2b-like. Bases 407 to 871 code for a protein of 154 amino acids. The record is from RefSeq and is a predicted model, not a curated record. Gene Ontology annotation, molecular function: receptor signaling protein tyrosine kinase activator activity; receptor tyrosine kinase binding. Lineage: Eukaryota; Metazoa; Chordata; Actinopteri; Perciformes; Serranidae. The transcript has 6 exons. Gene Ontology annotation, biological process: positive regulation of ERK1 and ERK2 cascade; positive regulation of ERK5 cascade.
GAGUGGAGCCGAUCCGCUACUUGAGCGUGGACGCACACGGGGGGGACUUGGAGCACCGGAUCUUUUACCCGUAUGUCCACUCUCUCUGCCUACAGUCGGCUGGUGUUCAGAGGAUGACCGCAGAUGCUCAGCGAGUACUCAUAUGACUUGAGAAGCUUUGGUUUUUCCAACAGAAGAGCAGAUUUUUCAAGGGGACAUAUUUCGGACCGGACAUAGGAGGAAACUAAAGUUGCGCACGGUUACUUUAUUUCAAUUUUCAUCCUUGUUGGACGCACGGGACGUAACCACAGAGUGUUUGAAGAGGCUCUAUCAGCCUGAAGGUCUCCGGUUCAACUUUUUUCCCAGAGGCGCCUGAGAAGGAGUUUACGGUUUUUUUUUUCUUCUUCUUCUUCUCUCCACGGGAGCUAUGAGCGGACUGCGUAAGCACGUCACUAUGGGACUGGUGCUACUGAUGUGCACGCUGACCGGCCACUGCAGCGAGAGCGCGCCCUCGUCGGCCCCGGCAGCAGCCGGCAGGGACUUGAGGCGGAUGGUGGAGAUCGUGAGGCACGUGGAGGAGAACCGGGGUCGCCACAGCGCGAAAACGGAAGCCCCGUUAACAUCACGGGUGAGGAGUACUCCGGUGGAACCAAGGGAUUUACUGAGAGUAGACAGAGGGGAUCAGGCUGUCGUCGUAUUCCCCAGAGAUGUCAAAAAGAAGGAGAAGUUCCUAAAACAUAUAACAGGUCCGCUUUACUUCAGUCCCAAGUGCAGGAAGCAUGUGUACAGGCUCUACCACCACACCAGAGACUGCACGAUACCUGCAUACUUCAAAAGAUGUGCACGGCUUCUCACAAGACUAGCCGGCAGCCCGCAGUGCACAGAGGGGUAACCCACACAAGGUUGAAACCAAACACAAGUUCUGCACAAGAAAAAAAAACUUGGGAAAAAAGUGCCUUGGACAGUACGAGGGAAGCCUAAAAUACUCUGACCAGCCCCAACUGACAUUAGGCACAGCUUUGCCCUUCAGUGAGGUCUGAUCUUAUGAGGCGUGGAUUACCGCCAGCCACCGCUCUGGCUGGGCCUCAAUGGUUGGCUGUCACCACGAGGGAGCAACUGGCCAACAAAACCAGACCACGAUAAAGAUGGUGAAACUGACGAGUGGAGAAAGAAACAAGUGGCUGAGAGAAACAAACACGGGGCCUAUUUUCCUGCUGGCAUCCAAAAAGAUGUUAAAAAAAGGGAUUGCAUAGUUUAUUUCUUUAAGAGCCAAAUCCAAAUGUCUUUAGUAUGUUGGUUUGCUCUGUUUGAGUGUUGUGGGUUGAGCCCGUCCCUUCUGCUGCACUACCCCUGGCAAAAAGCUCUCACAGACCCCUGACAUCAGUCACGGCUUAGUUUCACCCACUUGUGCUCACACUGAGAAAGAACUGUGAUUAAAUUAUUGAUUGCAUGAAUAUUUCUCUGUGUCUUUGCAACACAUGUUUAAAAAAGGAAGUGGCAGUUGGAAGUCACAGCCCUCCUGUGGAUCUUGGUAGAGCGUGGUAAAAUCUGUAUUUAUAUAUUUGAGUUGUCACAAUGUUCCACUGUACAGACUAUAGGCCAUAUGAAACAAGAGAAAUGUGUACAUACUGUAAAGCUAAAUCCACCUAUCUACCGUAAAUUAAAGUGACUGGCAUUUAUCAAAUGGCUGUUAAAUACAU